Messenger RNA from Pyrus x bretschneideri (Chinese white pear), 1252 nucleotides. RefSeq lists its product as uncharacterized. The record is from RefSeq and is a predicted model, not a curated record. The transcript has 4 exons. Bases 90 to 740 code for a protein of 216 amino acids. Lineage: Eukaryota; Viridiplantae; Streptophyta; Magnoliopsida; Rosales; Rosaceae.
UUGGCAUCUAUUUCUAGAGAGAGAGAGAGAGAGAGAGAGAGAGAGAGAGAGAGAGGAGGGAGGGAAGAGCAGGUGGGUGGCGGCCGGUAAUGGAUGUGAGGAGAAUAGUGGUAGUAGUUGAAGACGUGGAAGCAGCAAGAACAGCUCUUCGAUGGGCACUCCACAACCUGGUUAGGUUUGGAGACUGGAUAACUCUGGUUCAUGUUUUUCCAACCUCAAGAUCCAGAAACAAGAACAAAUCCAGGCUUCUCCGCUUGAAAGGCUUCCAGUUGACCCUCUCCUUCAAAGAAAUCUGCAACACCUUCCCCAACACCAAGGUUGAAAUGAUUGUCGCAGAAGGUGAUCAAGAUGGGAAGAAGAUUGCAGCUUUGGUCAGAGAGAUUGGGGCUUCAGCUCUUGUUCUUGGACUCCAUGAUCACAGCUUUCUCUACAGGUUGGCAAUGUCCCACAGCAGUACUAGUGUUGCAAACAACUUGAAUUGCAGAGUUCUGGCCAUCAAGCAACCACCACCUCCCUCAUCACCAUUAAGUAGUAAGAGGACAAGUAGUAGUAAUACCAGUGGAGCUGCCACACCAGCCCUCCUCGACAGUUCAACCAACAACAUGGACUUUUCACAGAUUGACAUUGCUGGAUUACAUGUCCCUGAUGUUCCUCAACCAAAAGUUCCAUACAGAAUCUGCCCAAACCCUUAUGCAAUCUUUUGGAAAUCAAGGAAGUCAAGGAGAAAGAGAAAUACAUAGUUCUUCAAAGGAAGCACAAAUAUAUGUACACAUUUCAUUUCAAAUGCACAGCAGCAGGUUCAGCUGAUUAAGCGAUUUUGGGCACAACACAAUUGGGCAUGGCAUGGAUUUUCCAACCUCGAAAAUGUCCGAUUUUGCAAUUUUUUCUUGAAUUCGAAAACAUGAUGGAGACUUACAUGCACUCGUCGGGAUGUCACAGUGGAGUCUCGAGAGGUGCAUGUAAGUUUUUCCCCACCAACUGACCGACAUAUACAAAUUUACAAACGAAUUAGUUUUAAUUGCAGCUGACAUGAUCUAUGAAGCAAAAUUUUAUGGGUUUUAGAAAAUCUAUUAACGUCAUUUUUCUUGUAAUUAUAAGGAUUGUAAUUAUUGUCUACAUCCCUUUCAUUUACAUUGCAUGGGCAAGUGGGCAACCCGCGGUAGUACCUAAAGCUAGCCUCUCAUUAAAUCAAGUUCAAGUAUUUGGUAAAUCCACUUCACCAAUUUCAGUGAUAUGUAUUAAUACAUACCUA